Messenger RNA from Heterostelium album PN500, 129 nucleotides. RefSeq names its product FKBP-type peptidyl-prolyl cis-trans isomerase. NCBI's taxonomy places the organism in Eukaryota, Evosea, Eumycetozoa, Acytosteliales, Acytosteliaceae. Bases 1 to 129 code for a protein of 42 amino acids. The record is from RefSeq and is a predicted model, not a curated record. The transcript has 2 exons. Gene Ontology annotation, molecular function: peptidyl-prolyl cis-trans isomerase activity.
AUGUCAGUUGGAGAAGUUUCUGAGCUUACCAUCUCCCCAGACUUUGGAUACGGUGCACGUGGUGCUGGAGGUCUCAUCCCACCAAAUGCCACUUUGAUCUUCGAAGUCGAGUUGAUCUCAUUCAAAUAG